Molecule: messenger RNA, 1611 nt
Organism: Capronia coronata CBS 617.96
Lineage: Eukaryota; Fungi; Ascomycota; Eurotiomycetes; Chaetothyriales; Herpotrichiellaceae
Product: cytochrome P450, family 51 (sterol 14-demethylase)
Exons: 3
Coding region: 1-1611 (536 amino acids)
Biological process (GO): ergosterol biosynthetic process
Molecular function (GO): monooxygenase activity; oxidoreductase activity, acting on paired donors, with incorporation or reduction of molecular oxygen; iron ion binding
Source: RefSeq, a predicted model, not a curated record
AUGGGUCUCCUUGCCACGGUCGCGGUACCCGUCGAGAGACUCGUCCAGACCCUUCCUCUCUAUCAAGUCGUCCUGCUCGGCUUCGCCGCCUUCAUAGGCCUGGCGGUGGUCUUCCAUGUCACGAGACAAGUGUUGUUCAAGGACAAGAAUGCGCCGCCAGAAGUGUUUUCCUGGUUUCCGCUAAUCGGUAGCACGAUAUGGUAUGGCAUGGACCCUUUCGACUUCUUCUUCUCCUGCAAGCAGAAAUACGGCGACGUUUUCACGUUCAUCCUCCUCGGAAGAAAAGUCACAGUCUGCUUGGGCACAAAAGGGAACGAAUUCAUUCUGAACGGAAAGCUAAAGGAUGUCAAUGCGGAGGAAGUCUAUAGUGGGCUGACCACCCCAGUCUUUGGGGCCGGUGUGGUGUAUGACUGCGAGAACUCCAAGUUGAUGGAGCAGAAGAAGUUCGUCAAGUUCGGUCUGACCCUAGAUGCCUUCAAGUCCUACGUUGAUCUGAUCUCUGCCGAGACCAAACUGUUUGUCGAGAAUUCGGCCGCGUUCAAGGGCUCGUCUGGCACGAUUGACAUAAUCCCAGCCAUGGCAGAGUUGACCAUCUACACCGCAUCCCGAUCGCUCCAGGGCAAAGAAGUGCGGGAGAAGUUCGACUCGACAUUUGCCGACCUCUACCAUGACCUUGACAUGGGGUUUGCACCCAUCAAUUUCAUGCUGCCUUGGGCACCCCUGCCUCACAACCGCAAGCGAGAUCGAGCGCAGAAGAAGAUGACCGAGACGUACAUGGAAAUCAUCAAGCAACGACGAGCUGCAGGCGGAAAGCGGGGCGAAGGCGAAGAGGACAUGAUUUGGAACUUGAUGAGUUGUGCCUACAAGGACGGCACGCCCAUUCCGGACACCGAGGUGGCACACAUGAUGAUUGCCCUGCUCAUGGCCGGGCAGCAUUCGUCGUCAUCCACCUCGAGCUGGAUCCUCUUGCGACUGGCCACACGCCCCGACAUCCAGGAGGAGCUACUCGAAGAACAGAAGCGAGUGCUGGGCGAAGACCUGCCGCCUCUGACAUACGAGUCGUUGCAGAAGUUGACGCUGCACAGCAAAGUGGUCAAGGAGACGCUGCGGCUGCACUCUCCCAUCCACAGCAUCAUGCGCAAGGUCAAGUCGCCCCUGACCAUUGUCGCCGACACUGCGACCACGACCAAAACGUAUCAAAUUCCCACCACUCACACGCUCAUGUCGGCGCCUGGGGUCACAUCUCGAGAGUCGGAAUAUUUCCCCGAACCGAUGCUGUGGGAGCCGCAUCGAUGGGACGACGGGCACAAACUGUCCUACAGUCGGAUGGGAACGGAGACGGAGGAGUUUGAGGACUAUGGGUUCGGCAUGAUCAGCAAGGGAGCCUCGUCACCGUACCUCCCGUUUGGCGCGGGUAGACAUCGAUGCAUCGGAGAGCAGUUCGCCUAUGUUCAACUGGGGACGGUGUUGGCGACCAUGAUCCGCUUGGUCAAGUUCCGCAAUCAGCCUGGCAAGGAUCUAGUGCCGACCGACUAUUCAAGUUUGUUCUCCCGACCCAUUGCCCCCGCGGUGGUGGAGUUUGAGAAGAGGACGACAAAGAGUGAAAAAUAA